Messenger RNA from Anopheles gambiae (African malaria mosquito), 3288 nucleotides. RefSeq names its product Y+L amino acid transporter 2. The transcript has 9 exons. The record is from RefSeq and is a predicted model, not a curated record. NCBI's taxonomy places the organism in Eukaryota, Metazoa, Arthropoda, Insecta, Diptera, Culicidae. Gene Ontology annotation, cellular component: membrane. Gene Ontology annotation, biological process: amino acid transmembrane transport. Bases 300 to 1805 code for a protein of 501 amino acids. Gene Ontology annotation, molecular function: L-amino acid transmembrane transporter activity.
CACCUUUAAUACACCAUUUAUCUCUGAACGGCCAUCAUCGCCAAACGCUUGUCUGCGUACAGCGUUCAGUUCGACUCCAUUGUCGGAAGAGCAACGAUCGGCGUUGUUUACACAAUCCCGAUACUGUUCGCUAUUUCGACAGUGGCUCGACUGUUUUUUUUUAAUCCACUCUUUUCCCCCUUCAAAUUACACCUAUUACGGCCUAUCGCCGCCGACCGUAAAUCAGCCUGCCAGUAAUCCGUCCUGCCUCCUUGUCAACAGUCUUGUUGUGACAGCGCGGGACACCGAGGACCACACAAAUGGAGGACGACGCACUGAACAAGGACGAGAAGCAGCGCAAGGACUCGCUGAAAAGUGCAAAGGAUGCAGCGAACGGAGACGGUGGUGGCGGCGGUGGCGACGGCGGUGACAUCGUGCUCAAGCCCAAAAUGACACUCGUCAACGGGAUCACGGUGAUCGUCGGUUCCAUUAUCGGUUCCGGCAUUUUCGUCUCGCCGACCGGUGUCCUCAUCAACACGGGCAGCGUCAACAUGUCGCUGAUCGUCUGGAUCCUCUCCGGGCUGUUCUCGAUGGUUGGUGCCUACUGCUACGCCGAGCUGGGCACAAUGAUCAAAAAGUCGGGCGCAGAUUAUGCGUACAUUAUGGAAACGUUCGGCCCGUUCCUGGCCUUCAUCCGGCUCUGGAUCGAAUGCAUGAUAGUGCGUCCCUGCUCGCAGGCCAUCGUGGCCCUCACGUUCAGCGUGUACGUGCUGAAGCCGUUCUUCCCCGAAUGCCAACCGCCCGAGGAUGCGGCCCGCCUGCUUGCCGUCUGCUGUAUCCUGGUGCUGACGUUCAUCAACUGCUGGGACGUGAAAUGGGCCACGGCGGUACAGGACAUCUUCACCUACGCGAAGCUGCUCGCCCUGUUCAUCAUCAUCGGUGCCGGUGCCUACUACCUGUUCCAAGGCAACACGGAACACUUCACCUUCGAUAACACGAAAACGGAGGUAACAUCGCUCGCAUUGUCCUUCUAUUCGGGUUUGUUUGCCUACAACGGUUGGAACUAUUUGAACUUCAUCAUCGAGGAGCUGAAGGACCCGGUGAAGAAUUUGCCCCGUGCUAUCGCAAUUUCCUGCACGCUGGUGACGGUCGUGUACGUGUUUACCAACGUGUCCUUCUACACGAUCCUGUCGCCGGAGGAGGUGCUCGGCUCGGAGGCGGUCGCCGUCACGUUUGCUGAUCGGGUGUUCGGUAUGUUUGCGUGGACGAUACCGGUGUUUGUCGCCCUGUCAACGUUUGGAGCGGUGAAUGGCAUUCUGCUUACCUCGUCCCGCCUGUUCUACGCCGGCGCUUGCGAAGGUCAGAUGCCGGAGAUUCUUACCAUGAUCCAAAUACAGCGCCUCACACCGACGCCCGCCGUGCUGAUUAUGGCGCUCCUUUCCAUGCUGUAUCUGACGGUAUCGGACAUCUUUGCCCUGAUUAACUACGUUGGGUUCGCCACUUGGCUAAGUAUCGGUGCGGCCGUACUGUGCCUACCGUGGUUACGGUGGAAGCAGCCGAAACUGAACCGCCCGAUCAAGGUGAAUCUCAUCUUCCCCAUCCUGUAUCUGAUCGCCACCGUCUUCGUCACCGUCGUCCCGAUGAUUGCCAGCCCGGUGGAGACGGGCUACGGGUGUCUUAUGAUUCUUUCCAGCAUUCCUGUCUACUUCAUAUUUAUUGCGUGGCGAAACAAACCUAAAUGGUUCAACCGCUCGAUGGUGGGUCUUACACGGUUCCUCCAAAAAAUGCUCAUGGUCGUAGGAAAGACCAAACCAGCUCAGGUUUAAACAAACAUGCAUCCAUACGAUCAUACGAACACACCGUUGCCAUCAUUUGCUGUGUAUGCCGACCAAAACGAGGAUAGAGCAAUUCCAGCUCUACAUUCCAGAACGGCGCAGAAGUAGUAGUGAGAAAGGAUUAGAGCGAUCUUUAUGUUGUUUUAAAACGUUUUUUUUUAAUUUGUGCUUGUUUGAUCGUCCCAUCCCUUGCUGAAGGCUGUUAAAAUGUAUUCGUUUCUUUUAAAGUAAUUAUUAUAUUAUGUUCUAACAAUUUGACGUCAGUUACAAAUUGAUUUCGUUAGAAGGGAUGCCACGAGGCGAAAAAAGAAAAUGCCGCGGAAAAAGUAUCAGUAAGACAGACGAUUGUGUGAAAUAAUUGCAUUUCAAAGAAACAUUCCCAUCACUGUUUUUCGUUCUGCUCGAACAGGCGCAAUAGUUCCUUGAGUAGAAGUCAGUCAGGCGCACAUCUCAACCAUUUAUCAAACAACUCAAAGCAAAACAGGUCCACAAGUCAGGGAAACAGUGUUCAGGUUUUAAAAAAGUUCACUCAACGUUUAUGUUUUCUAGCUGAAUAAUUACUGAAUCGGCUCUGCAGAACAGCUACUGGCUUUUACUUUUUUUUAUUCGAUUUCAGUCAACGAAAAGCACAUAUCAAUAUUUUAAUCAAGUUGGAGUAUGUGUUACGCCGCCAGAACCAGAAUGGUGCUUGUUUCUGUUUAAAUAAGCUAUUUAUAUAAACACAUUCCAUAGGGGAAAGGAUUGGUAAAUUGCUAAAUUAUUCCGUGUGCUUGGUAACUGCUAACAAAUAAAAAACGGGCAAAAAGCUAUACAAUUGCAAACCUAUUUAAAAUUAACUACUGCAAACCAAACAUUUGCAUGAAACGUAUUCAAAUUAUAGCGAAAAGACUUUGUCGUUUAAAAAAUUAACAGAAAGUUGUUUUAAACGGAGCUUCCAUAGGCCUGAUUUCUAACGUAAAUGUGGUCGAUCAGCAUUGGUCCACUCGUGUCGAAAGCAUUGUAGUCGAAUUAGUGAAGGAAAGGAAGUGUAAGGAGUAACGCAUACAUAUAUGUAUAGCUCGUAUGGUUCUGCACGAUCUCUGUGCAAAAACAGAUUUGCAAAGAGAAGAAAAAGUCCCAAAUGAGCUAUGUUGUUGACAAUAAUAAUAGAAACACAAUGUUCGCACGUAAAACCCUGGACGGGUAUUGGUAGUGGCUGCUGUCGAAUACAUGUAUUAUUCAUAAUCUCAAUCAUCAUGCUCGAAUAGAGAAAGUAUAUCGUUAGGUGUCAUAUAGUUCUACAUGUAUAUAGAGCGUACAAAUGAAUGCAAACCCCGGCGCCUUCGCAGCGAUCAGAUCCUUGGAAAUAUUUAUCGAAGCGAUGAAGCAAGCUACAGGAGACGAUAACAUUCAGGCAUGAGUGCCGUGCGAAAAUAGCCAGCGAUGUAUCAAUGUAUUGUAAAGUAUUGUCAAAUAUACGAUGAAACAAACCAAA